This is a messenger RNA of Anopheles gambiae (African malaria mosquito), 2908 nucleotides long. RefSeq names its product ornithine aminotransferase, mitochondrial (gene Oat). Gene Ontology annotation, molecular function: pyridoxal phosphate binding; identical protein binding; L-ornithine transaminase activity. NCBI's taxonomy places the organism in Eukaryota, Metazoa, Arthropoda, Insecta, Diptera, Culicidae. The coding region runs from base 1290 to 2750 and encodes 486 amino acids. Gene Ontology annotation, cellular component: cytoplasm. The transcript is spliced from 3 exons. The record is from RefSeq and is a predicted model, not a curated record.
AUCUCAGAAUAGUGUUUUAUUCACUAAAUGAUAUUUUAUUCAAAUUGCAUUGUAAUAUGUUUUGUUUCUAUUCUGUGUUGUAAUUCAUAAAAGUUGCAUGUGAAGGACACGUACAUAUUGUUAAAUAGAAACGAUAGUUUUGUGUUCAAAAUUUAUUAUAAAGCUAAAGUCUUCCAUUAAUAUUCAAUUGACAGUGUGCGUUCUAUUGUGAGCCUAUUCUUUUGUGUGAUGUGUAAGAGAAGUCAUAGGGUUAAAAAGCAUUGAGAAAUCUAAUAUUAAUUUUUGUAACAGAUUUACUGCCAUUUUGCUACAUUUUUGCAUUACUGUAAUACCUAAGAACAUUGUCUUUAUUUACGUUUGAUUUUUUUAACUUCAAUUACAAUUCUGCUACAUAAAUAUAAACGAAGUAUAAAUACAUGAAUCAUUAUUCAUGUAGACAAACUCCAUACUGAUGAAACUUAACACGGACAGUACGAUAAGUAUUAUCGUUUUCAAACAUAUGUCAAACAAUUAAAGGCAAUAGCUUUCGCUUGAUCGUGUAAGGUCGUGUUAUGGUAAGGUGUCGUGAAGAAUCUUCUAGUAUCAUUUGUGCUUGGCUAUUAUUGUUCUAAAUAACGAUCGUUUACACGAUGAUACCCUAUCAUCGUAACGCGUUCAGAUCGAUCCAUGCGUCAUCUACUCAAACAGGCAGCGUGCGUUAUCAGCGAAUUCAUUGUCGCUAAGCAACAACGCAGCAACCGAUUUCGGGUGCCCAAAUCGUCAUACCCUGUGGCAAGGUGCGUGUACAGGUAAUGGGAACAAGUCGGUGGCACAACAAUGCUAUCGAUGCAAUACGAGCUUAGUGACGAAGAACCCACGGGCCGCAAGUUUAUGGCCCCUGGCAGUAGUGUCCACGGCAUACGGUGCAGUGUUAAACCGUUCCUUCAAAAGAGUAAUCAGUCAUCUCCCGGUGCGAUAAGUUUGGUUACCUUUUUUUCUACCCUUUUUGCGACGGCAAAUCCCGGCUGUUGCUUUGUGUACUGAUAAUGAGCGUGUGUGGUGUGUAUGGAAAUUCGGGGGCCCGUCUUGUACAUAUGGUAGACGCCGCAUCAGCGUGGAACGAUCAGUUCAACACGGGAAGUGAAACACGGCGCAAGUGUGUCUGAAACAAGUGACCUACGGCGGAGAAACAAUUCAACCGGUAGCAGCUUGCCAUUUGCCAUUCGUGUGUGCGUAGAUCAAGCAACGUAUAAAUCAGGUGUCGUGUACGCAGAUCGUAGUGUGCCGGUGAAACGAUUAAAGUGUCCAUAAUGUUGCGUCAAGUGAGCAAGUCUGAUUUGUUGACCAAGCAGUUCGACAAACUGCUGGUACCACUCUUCUCAACACAAUCUCCCAUGCCAGCAUCAGGACUUCGUCAAAGUUCAUCGUCUGCACGGACAGUGGUGCCUAUGAACAAUCAUCACGCAUUGUUGACUGGCCGCAACAAGUAUGGACUCGCAAAUAUCAACGAAAUGGCAAAGAACGGAUACGGUCACGCAGCUACGGCGCUGAAAGCCCAACCAAAAUCCCAAGCCGUGUUCGAUCGCGAGGACAAGUUCGGAGCGCACAACUACCAUCCACUGCCGGUGGCACUAGCCCGGGGCGAAGGUGUGUACGUUUGGGACGUCGAAGGCAAGCGGUACUACGACUUCCUGAGCGCAUACUCUGCCGUCAACCAGGGCCACUGUCAUCCAAAGAUCGUGCAAGCCUUAACGGAACAGGCACAAGUGUUGACUCUUACCUCGAGAGCUUUCUACUCGAACGUGCUUGGCGAGUAUGAACAGUUUGUGACCAAUCUGUUCGGGUACGACAAGGUGCUGCCGAUGAAUACGGGCGUCGAGGGAGGCGAGACGGCCUGCAAGCUGGCCCGCAAGUGGGGCUAUAAGGUGAAACAGAUUCCCGAAAACAAGGCCAAAAUCAUCUUCGCCGAGGGCAACUUCUGGGGCCGCACGCUGGCCGCCGUGUCGUCGUCGAACGAUCCUAGCAGCUACGCCGGGUUCGGACCGUUCAUGCCUGGGUUCGAGCUGAUACCGUACAAUGACACAGCCGCUCUCGAGAAAGCCUUGCAGGACCCGCACGUGUGUGCGUUUAUGGUGGAGCCGAUACAGGGCGAGGCGGGUGUAGUUGUGCCGGACGAAGGCUACCUGCGCAAGGUGCGCGAGCUUUGCUCCAAGUACAACGUGCUGUUUAUUGCGGAUGAGGUACAGACGGGCUUGGCCCGUACGGGACGCAUGCUGGCCGUCGAUCACGAGGACGUGAAGCCGGACAUUCUCAUCCUCGGCAAGGCUCUCUCCGGUGGCGUUUAUCCCGUGUCGGCUGUUCUUGCCAACGAUCCGGUAAUGCUGUGCAUUCAACCAGGCGAGCACGGCUCAACGUACGGAGGCAAUCCGCUCGGUUGUAAGGUGGCCAUCGCUGCGCUGCAAGUGCUGGUGGAGGAAAAACUUUCCGAAAACGCUGAACGUAUGGGUCAGCUGUUGCGCAGCUCGUUGCGCGAGCUGCCCACGGACGUCGUGUCAAUCGUACGUGGCAAGGGGCUGUUGAACGCGAUCGUUAUCAAUCCUAACUUUGAUGCGUGGGAAGUGUGUUUGCGGUUGAAGGAAAAUGGAUUGAUUGCAAAACCUACGCAUGGGGACAUUAUACGGUUCGCGCCUCCUUUGACGAUCAACCAGGAGCAGCUGGAGGAUUGUUUGCACAUUAUCAAAACGACAAUUAUGUCGUUUGUGCAAAAGUAAUCGUGCUCGGAAAUAACAGGAGGAUCGCGUCAUGAAACAUUUAUAGAGGUUCGUUUCAUUGCUUUCAUACACAACAAAGAUAGAGCUCAUAUGAUAUUGUUUAGAGAUGUAAGAUAAGCCAUAAUAAAAUUAGGUUUAAAUGAAAAUUAAACAAACAA